UAUAUAUAUGUGCAUAUACUGCAUGCAUAUGCAGCAAGCGUACCGGUGCAGCACAUGCAUAUUCCAAUUUGGAGUGAAAAUGAACUGAAAUUUUGUUUGUAAUUCUUCUUACAAUCUCACCGUUGCAGUACGUGUGAAAGUAAAAAUGAGUGCCGGAAGUAGUAGGCUAUCUGUAGCUUCACAAUUUUUUAUGGAAGAUGAUGGAGAAGGACAAACCGUAUCUGAUCGGGUUGUUGACUUGCUGCAACAAACCCACACUUUGCCCAGGGAUUCUCAGAAGAUAAACAACUUGACCCAAGUCCAGCAACUUAUUAUUGACAAGGAUCCUUCUCUACUUGAUAAUUUUCUUGAUGAAGUUCUUCAGUUUCAGUUUGAUGAUUCCAUAGAAGUAAGGAAAUUUGUACUCAGCUUUGCAGAAUGUGCCUGCAAGAAAGACAAUCAGAUUUUAUGCACAGUGUUGCCUCGUCUUCAUAUGAUGCUAACAGAAGCAAACCAACCUGCUGCGGUCAUCAAGAGAGUCAUUUUAUGUACCUCUCAACUGUUCAGAGUAACCAUCAAAUGGAUAGCCGGUGUGAAAGAUAUUCGAGAGGAGAUCGAGGCCGGCUGGGCAUCGCUGAUGUUGAUGAAGAAGAAAAUUGUAUCAGAGCUAUUAGAUGAUGAUAACGAUGGAGUGCGAACAUAUGCCAUCAAAUUUACAGAAAUGAUAGCCACUACCCUUUCUGCUAAGUCCUCUGAUUCAUUGGUACCAAAGAGAGCUGAAUCCGAUAUUACUCUUGAUCAGAUCCCAGAUGGUAACUCUCUCCUUAUCAAGAAGAAGUUGCAGCAUGAAGGAACACAUAGUUUGGAUGCUCUCUUGAGUCUCCUGGUGUCUGCUAGUAUAUCCAGUAUUAAUCUGAUGGUGUGCAUGGGUUCACUCACAUCUAUCGCUAAACAGAGGCCAGACUUUAUGCCCAAAGUCAUCCAAGCAUUUGAAAAUCUACAUGUGAAUCUCCCUCCAACGUUGUCGAAAUCUCAAGUAAGCAGUGUUCGGAAAUCGCUCAAGAUUCAGCUGUUUGGUCUUCUACGUCACCAGUCGUCAGUUGAUCUCAGACGUAACAUUGGUACUCUCCUUACUGAUUUAGGAGCUUCUGAAGUUGAGAUUAUCCGCAACACACCAAGGGUACUGGAAAGACCAAAGCGAUCUCGUAAUGAAGCAGAAGGUGAUCAAAGCACAAGGAAAAAGCAAAAGGUUCUUGAUGAUGAAGAGGAGGGUGGAGAAGGGAAGAAGAAAGACGAGCCAGGACCAAGUAAGAGGGUCACCAAAGCAACCGUGAUUGAUCUCUUGGCAGCCGAGGUUGAACCAUUGCUUCGUAACCAUGAAAACGUAGCAAACCUGGUUCUACUUAGUAUGGUCUCUUUACCAGACACAAUGCCAGCCACAUUCCAGGCUACCUACACACCCAUAGCAGCAGCAGGCACAGACACACAGGUUCAACAUUUAGCUAGGAUGGUCAGCAAUCAGCUAGCAGCUGCUGGUAUCAAACCUACCAAUUAUGAAAAUGUGGAGAUAGAAGAAGAGCAAGAACCUCCUGAGAAGAUGGAAGAAGAAGAUUUCACCACCAAAGGAAUUCCAGUCCUUGGAGGCAAAAGUGAACCAUCUAAGGAUGAAUCAAAGAAGAAAGCUCCCAUUGUGAUAGAGCCGCCGCCUACCAAGGGGGUGAAACGACCCAAACAUUUCAAAAUUCGCGAGGUUACGCAUCUCCUGUCCAAGGAUGAUGCAGAUAAACUGGCCCAUGGAGCUGUCAGGAGGAUCAUAGCUGCAGAAAAAGCUGUAGGCCAUGGUCCAGCCGCAAAAACAAGAACAAAGAUUCUAUCUGCACUUGUCACACAGUUUGGCGGUAACCUGUCUCAAUUGCUUGAGAAUCACAUCUUAGAGGACCUUCGUAGCCGCAGUGAUAUUGCUUUGGCCUGGCUCUAUCAGGAAUAUUCCAACAUCCAAGGUUACAUGCCACACACCCACGGUCAGGACGUAACAACACAGAGAUAUGAUAGUCUUCUCUGUAACCUCCUGAAGAGUUUACUUGUCAGGACAGAUCAAAGAGAUGGGUUGUUCAACAGACUUGUCAUGGAGGCACCAGUCAUCACAGAUGAUGCUCUUAAAGUCAUUAGACAGUUUUGUGAAGAUGAGACUCAUUUUUAUGCUGGUAUGCACGCCCUACGAGAGCUUAUUCUAAAGAAACCGGCAGACUUGGAGAAGUAUGUGAAGGAGCUGCUUGACUUGACCCAACAUGAGAGAACUGAAGUCAGGUCACAGGCCAUCCAGUACAUCAAGAGAUUCUAUGACAGAGCUGAUCUUAAACCACUUAUAGAGGAGUUUGCUACAUCGUUCCUGCGUAAGCUGCUGUUGAACAGACCACCAGCAGCCCUUGUCUUGCGUCUAGCUGAUCAGGAGAUGCAAGCCGUUGCUGCGAAAGCCUGGACUGAAGAGACUACUAAGAUGUGUCUUUAUCUCUACCUCGCUCUUCUUCCCGUUAAUCACAAACUCAUUCAUGAACUAGCUAAUGUAUAUGUAGCUGCCACAGCCGAUAUCAAGAGAACUGUACUUAGGGUCUUAGAAACACCGGUACGAGGUGUAGGUAUGUCUUCUCCAGAGCUACUCCUUUUAGUAGAGACCUGUCCUAAAGGAGCUGAGACACUCGUAACAAGAAUGAUGCAUAUUCUGACAGAUAAAACUCCACCAUCUAUUGAACUUGUAAAGCGAGUGAAGGAUUUGUAUCACAAGAGAGUAUCAGAUGUGAGGUUCCUAAUCCCAGUGUUAACUGGGCUUGAAAAGAAAGACGUAAUAUCUGCCAUGCCCAAGUUGAUCCGUCUGAACCCCAUCGUAGUGAAGGAGGUAUUUCAUCGACUUCUCAUGAGUCAUCAAGCAGAGAGUAGUGGGGGUCAAAGCCCUUUGACCCCAGCCGAGCUUCUUGUUGCUCUUCAUAACAUUGAUCCUUCAAAGUGUGAUAUGAAAUCUAUCAUCAAAGCGACCAGCCUGUGUUUCAGUGAGAAAUCAAUCUACACAGGAGAGGUGUUAGCGGUGGUGAUGCAGCAGCUGAUGGAACAAACCCCUCUACCAACCUUGCUUCUCCGUACCAUCAUCCAAUCUCUGUCCAUGUAUCCCAAACUCAAAGGGUUCAUCAUGAACCUCUUACUAAGACUCAUCAACAAACAAGUGUGGAAGACACCCAAACUCUGGGAGGGAUUCGUCAAGUGCUGUGAGCGAACGAUACCUCAGUCUUUCCAAGUACUUCUACAGCUUCCCCCACCUCAGCUGGCUCAAGUAUUUGAUAUGAGCAAGGACAUGAGAGUCAAGCUCUUGGCUCAUGUACAAAACUUCUCUUCCCAUCAGCAAGCCCAUGUUCCUAAGGCGAUCAUGAAAGUGCUCGAAACCGAUCCAGUGAAAGAGAGAGAGGAACAGGAGAGGAGAGAGGCAGAAGAGAAGAGACGGAAGGAGAAGGAGGAAGAGGAGGAGAGACUAAGGCAAGAAAGGUUAGAGAAGGAAAAACAAGAGGCCCUGGCUGCAGUAGAAGAGCAGGUGAGGAAGGAGGAAGCUGAGAAACGGGAAGCGGAAGAACAAGAGAGAGUGCAACAAGCUCUCAAGGCCCAAGAGAAGGCCGAAGAAGCAAGCACAGAUGCGGAAGAAACGCCUGUUGGUGGGGGUACACCAACCAAAGAUGAAACAGACGAAGAGAAAUCCAAGGAGCCAGAAGAGGCUACGCCAGUAAAAGCAGGUAGAGGAAGAGGACGAGGGAGGGGCGCUAAGGCAGCGCCAACUCCACCUGCUGCCGGUGUACGUCGUAGCUCAAGGAGGAAGUAGUAAUCUUGAUUGCUGCUCUAUUCACAAUAUCUGAACUGUAGUAACUACUUUGCAUUCAACUUCAUGUAUUACCAUUGUACAUUUUAACCUGCCUUAUCAAACAACUUUACAAGGGAAAGAAGAACACUUGUCUGUCUAUGGAGACCACACGUCUUUCCCUUGCUGGACAUUUGAAUGACAAUGGCUUAAUUUGCUGUACUUUGUCUUGUAUUAUUCAUGUAUAAGGUUAUAAGUUACCACAUUGAUCAAAUACUGGAAGUAGUAAAAGACCUACUACUUGGUAGUAAUUGUAUACAUUUUUACUUAAUAAAACAUGUCACAGUCUCCAUUAGGCAUUUUUCAUCGAACAGAUACAUUUAUACCAACCUGUGUACGUUGAUAUGAAUUUUUAUAUUGGUAUAUUGAUAAUUGGUAAAUUAUUUUAGAUCUUUGUAUAACUUUAUGGGCAUUAGGGUUGAAACCCUAAGCAAGGCAUGAUAUAACAAUUACAGCAAUGCCUGACUUGAACUUUGAAGUAACCCCCUUCCCCCCACCCAUCUGUCUAUUGCUAUUCCAAGUCAUUGUUUGUUUAGGGAAAGGCGGGGUAAGUUGAGCCACCACCCCCAGGCCAAUUAUGAAUGAGUCAGAGAUUGUGGUGGUGCCAUAUAUUGACACAUUGCAUAACCCCACCACAUUGUUUUCAACAUUGAAACAGAAAGUAGUUUUUUGAAGGGAAAAAUACAAAUUUCAGCCAAAAAAGUAAGAAAGUGUGAAAUAGAUAUGUGCAUUAAACCCACAUGCAUCUUAAAAUCUAAUAAGGACAUAAUAAGACAAUAUUGUUAGUCUGAUAUUGAUCCUCAUUCUUGUCAUAGUCAUAUUUACAUGAUGGGUGCAUGAAAAAUGUGUGGAUGCGAAAAUAUCUCAUGAAGUUCGGACUGGGGUAUGUUGAGCCAGAUAAUGUAUAUAAAAAUAAACAAAGGCUUUUGAUAUGCAGGCAGAAGGGACCAAAUUCACAAGACAGUUGUUUGACUUUUAGAGGAUGUUAGUAUUUAUAGAGAAUUAGCAAAUGAAAAAAAAAAAAGAAAUCGUCACACUUGUUCUUGCCCCAUAGCAUGUGUACAUGGUUUUGUGGCUCAACUUACCCCGAAUGUGGCUCAAGUUACCCCAUGGGUGGGGCAAGUAGAGCCAUUUGACAUCUUUUGUUUCAAAAGUGACAGUGCCUUUCGGUGUGGGGUAAGAAAGUUUCAUAUAAGUAAAUUAAUGUUUCCCAAGAAUUACAUUGUAAGGCAAGGUACUUAUUUUGACAAGAUUAUUAGUCAUACGAGUCCUAACAUGCCAAAAGCAAAAAAUGGCUCAUCUUAUCCCGCCUUCCUCUAUACAAUGUGCCUCAGAAAAAGGGGAAACUGGGAUUCCCAUGUCUUUUUGAUUCAAAGGAAAAUGAAUUAUGAUAUUUUAUUUACAUAAUCAUAUAAUUAAAUUAUUCCUCUUUAUUUUGAUACCUAAUAUGAGACAAACACUUCACGCAUUAAUGAGCAAGACAAGUUUGAAAUGUUUAUGUGAAAACCAGGUUGCGCAGAAAAAUUGUACAAGAUUGGUUCGUGAUACGACCUUGCAUAUUCGAUUGGCUCAUUAGCAUUUCUUUUGUAUUCUUUAAGCUUCUCUUACUGAUCCCUGAAAUGAGAUUGGAUUCAGAUUCACACAUGUUUCUGCACAAAUCAUUUCUGAUAUGCCUAAAUAUUUAUUGUUAGUAAUCUGACAUGUAUGAACAUUUGCUGAGCUAUUGGUUACAAAUGAGAGAUGAGAUUCCACUGAAUAACAAAUUUAUAGCAAAAACAUAUUCAAUUGUGAAAUCUAUCCUUGAAAAUGGGUUUCCUUUUUUGUUGGAUUCACUGUAUAAUUGCAUAAGUCCUGACACAGUUACCAUGUGGAGGAUAUGAAUGAAAAUGUGUGUAACAUGAUUUGGGAAUUAUGCACAAGAAAUUUAUUUUGAUCGGGCGCCAGAUCAAAUUCAAAUAUGAGCACGUUUUCUUUUUUAUGUAAAACAUAAUUCCAAAACAUGCAAUGGGCUGAACAUUUCAGGAUAUUAUCUUUUCAUGCAGCUCUCUGAAAUCCAAUCACUAAAUUUACAUGUGUGCCUAUGUUAUGGAGCCCCAGGUAACAUAGCAUGUUUAUUUACUUUCAUUACUCUUUACAUACCAACCCAUUCCCUAGACUUAACAAGUCAUUCCUUCUACUCAUUUAUUCACACAAGUGGGAACAUAUUAUUAAGUCGUGGGAUCAAGCAAGUUAGUCAACAGAAUGAGUUAUUAAGUUGUAGGAGCACUUUGUCAAUGAAACAAAUUUUUGAAACAUGCCACUUUGGUGGCUCCGUAGUACAGUACAGUAUGUUCCAGGUACAUCAUUAUCAAUUUGCCUUUUGGUUUCAAUUUUUUUCUUUCUUUUUCAUAUUGCCUUAAAUAUGUUUAUUUCAUUUACAUCCUAUCAGUGACUAUUAAAAACUUUUCUUAAGUUGAAGUAAUGACAAAUAUUUGUCCUUUGGUAAUGUGUGGCCCCCUUGUCAAAAAUGAAAUCAUGAUUUCGGUAAUGUACAUAUUUGUAAUUCAAAUAAAAUACUGGAUUGUA
Molecule: messenger RNA, 6439 nt
Organism: Lytechinus variegatus (green sea urchin)
Lineage: Eukaryota; Metazoa; Echinodermata; Echinoidea; Temnopleuroida; Toxopneustidae
Gene: sympk
Product: symplekin-like
Exons: 27
Coding region: 146-3838 (1230 amino acids)
Cellular component (GO): mRNA cleavage and polyadenylation specificity factor complex
Source: RefSeq, a predicted model, not a curated record